AAGCCAUUUCCGGUGAGAAUAUCUUCGUUUAGGGUGUGUAAGUGUGCGUAGUUUUUUAAUAGCAUUGGUUUGUGCGAAUAGUCAUUAGUAGAAAUUCUAGGGGUUAGCAUCUUUAUUAAAAAUUGGUCUGUAUUUAAUCAGUAAAAAAAAAAUAAUCUCACACCAUUAAAAACACUAAUAACGUAAUAAUGACUAUAAAUCAUAAAUUCUGCUGAUCUUCUAGCAUUCUUCAAAUUAGUUUGGGACACUGUAAUAAUGUCUGAUUUGGCAAUUAGGUUUGUGCAUUUGUGUAUUUUUCUUCUGUUUGUAUUGAAGAUGAAGUAUUUGUAAUAUACCAGAAAAGAGUUCGGACAAUGCUAUCAACGCAACAAUGUCAACGGGACCGGAAACCUCAUUCUCUGAUGGUGGUACCGUUGUUGAGGACACAAUUCUUGACACAUGUAUUGAAGGGGAUGUAGUUGGCAGCGAAGCAAGGGGACAGUUCAAAAUGGUGGUUAUUGAUUCUUCCCGAGGUUAUGGACAUAUAAUGGUUGAAGAGGUAAUGACGAUAAAAUUCGGUACUCCAGGAGAAGCAAGGGAAUUUUAUGCUGCUUAUAGUAGAGUAAAAGGUUUUACUAUUCGGAAGAGUAAGAGUAAAAAUGCCAAAGGAGAAGUGGUUAGAUAUAAUUUUGCAUGCAGCAGGGAGGGGUUCAGGCACAGGAAGUGGUUGGAGAAGUCGGAUAGGAAGUUGGAGCACAAGCCUGUGACUAUGUGCGGAUAUCUAGCAGAGAUGAGGAUCAAGUAGAAUACUAGUAAUGGGAAGUGGUGCGUUGGAAGAUUUGUUGACAAUCACAAUCAUGCUUUACUCUCCGAGAGAAUCGUUGGACAUUUGCCAGCUCACAAGAGUGUGUUGGAUGUUGAAAUGCACGGAUGAACAUGUUGAGGCAAGUUGGAAUAAGCAUCCUUAAGAUACACCAAUUGUUUGCCAGGUUGGGGGAUAUAAUCUAGUUAAAUUUACGAAGCAAGAUAUGCACAACGAGAUUCGAAAGCAAUGUACGUUGCAGAAUGGGAAUGUGAAUGAUGCCCUUAAGUUUUUCCAGCAAGCUACUAGGGAUAACGAAAGGCUGUUUUGGAGAUGUAGGGGGACCGAAUAUGCGACCUAAUAUGGAGCGACGGGCAUAGCCAAGAAGAUUAUGAAGUUUUUGGGGAUGUGUUGGCCUUUGAUGCGACAUAUGACAAGAACAAAUACAAUCUCCUGGUGAUUAUUUCGUCAAGAGUGAAUCACCAUAAUCAAACAUGUGUCUUCAAAACGAGAUGGUAUCUUAUAAGUCGCAGGAUUCAUACAAAUGGGUUUUGAGCAACUUCCUUGAUUGUGUAGGGGCAAGGCCCCAAAGGCAGUUAUCACUUAUGGGAUCUUGCGGCAACUGGCUAUUAUGCAAGUCUUUCUGGAUGCCCAUCAUAGACUAUGUGCCUGGCAUCUUUUAAGGGCACAAAAAAUUAUUUACCAAGGGCAAGUGUUGUUACGGAUAUAGAAGAUGUUGCUUCGUAGUAUCUUAACAGAGUAGGUGCUUUCGUCGAUCAAAGCAAGCGUCUUGCCAAAGUGGCCUGUCUCAAGGAAGAAGACUUCAAGGCUUUCAUAGACAACAUGUUAAGGGACACUGCCAUGUUGGAGUUGAGGAAUGGGUUGCGAUUGGGAUCGGGCACUGAAUGUUUUGCACAAGGUACGACUUUGGGGCGUUUAAAUGAUCCUAUACGCAUUCGCACGAAAGGAACUGGGCAUUCAAACGAUGCCCGCAGUUUGAAAGGUCCAAAGCGGAGAUAGUGCAGUAGAUGCGGGACUUUAGAUCAUCGACGAAUACAAUGCCCUAAUUUGAUAUCAUCGAGAAGCUCUUUUUUUUGAGAAUUUCGCCAGAGUUGGCAGGAUUGUAACACAAACCCAGGUGAGGCCAUAGUAAAAUGUACAUAAAUUUUUCAUUUCGGGAUAUGUUUUAGGUUUCAACGGACAGAGUCAUUUCUUUUGGUAGGCAAUAUAGUGUUGGGUCGGGAAUAUUGCACUAUAAGUUAGUUUCAAUAGACACUAAAUUCACAUUUAUAAAUUUGGGGAUAAUAUGAAAAAUGUUGCUGCUUGUGUAAUGGUUGCUUGUGAUUUAGCCAUUGAGGCUCUGGAUUUGCAAGUGGCAUGGGUUGACACUACUUAGGUAGCAAAAUCCUCUGCAAUGGCCAAUUGGCAUGCAACAAGUAAUGUAAAAUUUUCUUUCUUUUACACCAUUUGUGCUUAA
Molecule: messenger RNA, 2258 nt
Organism: Arachis ipaensis
Lineage: Eukaryota; Viridiplantae; Streptophyta; Magnoliopsida; Fabales; Fabaceae
Source: RefSeq, a predicted model, not a curated record